Molecule: messenger RNA, 513 nt
Organism: Sphaeroforma arctica JP610
Lineage: Eukaryota; Ichthyosporea; Ichthyophonida
Exons: 1
Source: RefSeq, a predicted model, not a curated record
AUGUACUGGCGCGUCUUAGACUCUGACCCUCUCCUUACCUCCCUCAUCUCGCCCAUAAACCAUACGCCUCCACUCACAAAUCGCACACGAAUCAACAGUCGUGCGCCGCAUAUCAAUGCCAGUUAUUGGGAGUUCAUAUACCAUCUCAUAGCCGGGAACAAGAACUGGGGCCUGCGCUCAACCAAUCACGAGCUCUCAAUCAAUGAUAUCCACGAGGUACUACACAGCAAGUCUGUUCUGCUACCGGCCAUUGCCACGGCCGUCGAGGCCGCAGUGCGUAACCAUGGCAACGCGGAUUUGGGCAAAACGCCCAUAAGGGGUGCGCAAGAGUCUGAGAAUAGUGAUGGUACUGACGAAUCCGACAAUACUGUGACUCUUCUGAAAUGGCUACGUAUCUGUUAUGAAGUGCUCUACGGGAAAGGAACGACAACAAGUGAUAUUGACGAUGGGGACGAUGGUAUGGGCCAGGAUGAUAUCGUGGCAUGUGCACCAACCCCUGCUGUGGACGUACAG